AAGAUUGUCUAUAAAGAACCAUGAAUAUAGCAUCACUAAAUGUCGUAACAAUAAUAUUCACUCUUGUAGCAGGGGAUAACAAGUCGAAUUUAUCCUAUAUUUCGUGUCCGUUCGAUCAUCGAUGCAUAUGUUCAACAUCGCCUAUUCUUGAUAUAGAUUGCAAUAACACACAGAUAACAAGGAACGAUAUCCCAUAUUUUCCUCGUAAUGUGAACCAACUCAAUUUGGGAUUCAAUUUUCUGGUGCAAAUUCGAAACAAUACGUUCCAUCUGAUGCACGAAUUAUCGAAACUAGAUUUGUCAUGGAAUGAAAUAACUGUCAUAGAAGAAGGAACAUUUGAUGACCUACAUAAUCUACAAGAAUUGCAUUUCGAAGGCAAUUUGAUAAACUGCAGCCAAGGCGCACUUCCAAUGAGUGUUUUCAAAUCACUUACGUCUCUAAAAUUUCUAAAUGUAGCAAAAAUGCAGAACUGUAAAAGAUUUCCGGAUUUUAUAAUAUCUGGUCUCACCCGUCUUGAAAGCAUAGUCAUUGAUAUAAGACCAAUAGUUGCAGUUCCCGAGUUUGGAGUUGGUUAUCUGUCACUGAAACACUUCAAACGGCUAAAGGCUGGAUUUUGUAUAUUGCUAGGGGUUGACAAAGACACAUUUGUAAAUCUUCCAUACGUUGAGUAUUUAGAUCUGCAAAACUGUUUAUUAAUGCAAAUAGAGAGCAAAACAUUUACUGCAAACACAAACUUAACAUAUUUGGAUAUAUCAAAUAAUAAUUUGCUAAUCGAUGUGUUUCCUAUUUUAUCUCAAGCACUUCCUAAUUCAUUGAAAAUAUUAAAAAUGUCAAACUCAAUGCGGGAUUUAUAUAGUUUCAACCCAAACCUGAUCUUUAAAUCAGAUGAAACAUCUUUAGAGGAAUUCUACAUUAAUGGAAAUAAGUUCGUUUAUGCGCUCGGUGAUGAAGAUCAUAAACUACCGUCAACUUUAAGGAUUGCUGAUUUUUCAAAUAAUAUACUGAUGAAGUUUUGUUUCGACAUGCCCAAUUUAUUAGCCUUAGAUUUACGAAAUAAUUCAUUGGGUGUGUAUCUUGCUUCGAACAGAUAUACUUAUUCGAAUGAAACUACUCUAAAACAAGUAGAUUUAUCUUUAAAUGAAAUCCAUGAUUUGACCUUUCCGAUAUUUCAUGGUCAUGCCUAUACAACAAAAAUAAAUCUAAGCUACAACAAGUUAACUGAUAUAUCUUUUGAUCUUUCACAUUUAGUCCGACUUGAAAUUCUUGAUCUCUCGCAUAACAAUAUUUGGAGUGUUUCUAAACUAAGUUCGCUUGACAUUUUACACACAUUAUCAACCUCAGCAAAACUCAAUUUAUCUUAUAAUAGGCUAAAGUGUAGCUGUAAAAAUCUACCAUUUAUUCAAUGGCUUUUAGAAAAUCGUAAUAUGAUGGUCCAGAGUAAGGGCUACAAUUGCCGAUAUGAAAAUGGACAAAUUGCUGACAUGAGAGAUGCUAGUCUAAUAGAUAUAUUGUUAAAAAAAGACUGCAGAUCAUAUACAAUACUAAUAGUUGGUGUUACGGUAGCAUUACUUAUCGUGCUCAUUCUUCUGUUUGCAGGACUAAUAUUCAGGUAUCGAUGGAAACUACGCUAUUUGCUUUACAUGACAAGGCAUAAAUAUAAAUUAUACAAAAGCAUUCAAUCUAGCAAACAUUAUAAAUAUGACGCAUUUAUUUCUUAUGCGAAUGCUGAAACGGGAUUCAUUUCGAAUGAGCUCAUUCCAAAUUUAGAAAGAAAUCACAACUUGAAAUUAUGCAUACAUCAGCGUGACUUUAUACCAGGAGAAGAAAUUACCCAAAACAUAACGAAUGGAAUUCACCAAAGUAAAAUGACAGUUUGUAUUUUAAGUCAGUCAUUUUUAGAUUCGUACUAUUGCAUGUUUGAAUUCAAUAUGGCAAGAAUGGAGAGCAUCUAUGCAAGAGAAGGUAAAAAUGUGCUUUUUCUGAUAUUAUAUGAGCAUAUUCGACUAAAAGACAUGCCAUUGGUUAUGUUAGAAUUCGUUGAACAGCAGUCUUACAUAGAGUAUCCUAGAGAUGAACAGGGAAAUAUUGUCUUUUGGGAAAAACUGAAGGACGCUUUAUUAUGAGCAGUUAGGGAUAAUAAUUUGAAUAAAAGAUCAAUCAUAGUUUAUUUACACCCAAGCCGUUUAUGAUGUGGUUCGUUUCUUUUGUUGUUGUGUAUAUAGAUCUGAAUUUUCGUCGUGCAUUGAAUUAUGAACAAAGACCGUUUUAUGCCAUGUUGAAGUAUAUUUAUGGCUAUAUAUACAGUUUGUACUUUGUCUUCUUUCCUUCUAUCCGUUGUUUGCUUUUUUAUGUGCGCGAAUGAGGUGUGAUGUUUACCAAGAUCCCAAUAUGCAUGCAUGACUUACAUACACAUUUCUUAUAUAAAAAUAAGAAGAUGUGGUAUGUUUGCCAAUAAGAUAACUCUUCAAUUAGAGUCCAAGAACAUGGGACAUAGAAAUUAAAGACUAUUGGUCACCGUAUGACCUUCAACAAUGAACAAAAACCAUACUGCAUAGUCAGUUAUAAAUGGCUCCGAAAUGACAAAUGUAAAACAAUUCAAACGAAAAAAAACAAACGAACAACAAGUAUUAUAUACAGCAACAAACAACAAAUUUACAACUGAUUUACUGGCUUCUGACUAUGGUCAGGCACAUGAAGAAUUUGGCGGUUUUGAACGAGUUUACUCGCGGCAAACCCUUUCCAUAGCUUUGGACAGUAGUGUUACAGUUCAUAGUUUUUACCUCUUUAAUAGAUUACAAUAGCUGUAUUUUGCAAAACUUUUAGGAUUUUUGUUUCUCAAUUAUUUUCAACUUCGUCCUUUAUUUGGUCUUUAUAACACUUUUUUGAUUCGAGCGUCACAGAUGAGUCUUUUAACAAAAAAGAAAAUAUUCCAAUCUAUGUUACCAUAAAUAAAAAGACGAUAUUAACUUCAACAUGUUCGAGGAACACAAACAACAGUUAUAGAACAGAAAGGGUAAAGCAGAUUAUAAAACAUAACAUUACUUAUUUUGCUAUACAUUUGUUAUACUAGAUGUUUGAAUCUAAAAUGGCAAAAAUUGCAAGUGUUUUUUUUUUCAAGUGAUGUCAGAUAUACUCUUACAUGUAUUUUUAAAAAGACAUAUAUGUUUAUAUGAUAAUACAAGAAGUGUUAUUUGUG
Messenger RNA from Mytilus californianus (California mussel), 3196 nucleotides. RefSeq names its product toll-like receptor 4. Bases 21 to 2123 code for a protein of 700 amino acids. Gene Ontology annotation, biological process: inflammatory response; toll-like receptor signaling pathway; immune response. Gene Ontology annotation, molecular function: transmembrane signaling receptor activity; protein binding. NCBI's taxonomy places the organism in Eukaryota, Metazoa, Mollusca, Bivalvia, Mytilida, Mytilidae. The transcript has a single exon. Gene Ontology annotation, cellular component: membrane. The record is from RefSeq and is a predicted model, not a curated record.